Molecule: messenger RNA, 699 nt
Organism: Alternaria postmessia
Lineage: Eukaryota; Fungi; Ascomycota; Dothideomycetes; Pleosporales; Pleosporaceae
Exons: 2
Coding region: 1-699 (232 amino acids)
Source: RefSeq, a predicted model, not a curated record
AUGCGCCUGAACCACGGCACACCCGAAAGCAAUGAAAAGAAUCCAAAGCGUCACCUCUCCGGACCACCUGCUGAGCCACGAGCCUCCACUGAGACGGUUUCACUCACUCCCUCAAAGACCACCAAUCUCAACGAUGAUAUGGCAAACGUCAACAGAGCGACAUCUUCAUACUCUCCUUCUGUGGGAAGGACGACUCGCAGGAAGCUCGCCAUGCAAACUGAGAGCAUUCCCAGCAAACAGUUCGAAAACACACCGCCUUCCUUGCACGGUAGCGUGAAUCCAGCCGUCCGACCCAGUCUCGUGGUCAAACUCAAGAUCCGGAAGCCAUCUGGGACCAUGAACGUGGAAACGCGUAGGAAGCACAAAUCACCGAGCAGCGAUGCGAUAACCAAGGAUGACACUGCUAUGAAGGAAGGUGCGGUUAGUCAGGGAACCAGCUACGUCAGGACCCAUGAGCUGAGAAGGGAAACAAGAAGUACGACACUUGUGACCAGGCGACGGCAAGGCGAUUUAGCAGCAGACGGAGCGCACAACGAUACCCCGGAAUCUCCGCAACCAAGGAGAAACUCUGCAGCGCGCCUGCGACGAGGAGCCAUCGCCUACCCUGUCAAGCUCUCGGAAGCUCGUCUACGCACACCUACAUCAGAAUCCGGGGACGACAUGUUCUCUGACCCGCCUGUCACUCUCAGUAAACCCUGA